Messenger RNA from Echinococcus granulosus, 729 nucleotides. RefSeq lists its product as hypothetical. Lineage: Eukaryota; Metazoa; Platyhelminthes; Cestoda; Cyclophyllidea; Taeniidae. The coding region runs from base 1 to 729 and encodes 242 amino acids. Gene Ontology annotation, molecular function: zinc ion binding. The transcript has 7 exons. The record is from RefSeq and is a predicted model, not a curated record.
AUGCCGUUGUUUGAUCUCCUGCUGAGAGCUAGGUUAACAAACAUCAGUGAACUGUCUCCUUCUGGCGAUGAUUUUCAAUGGUGCCUUAAGGUAAAAUGCAGCAACUGCAUGGAGGUGCAUGAUAAAUGGGUCUUCAUUUGUGCUCAAAAGCAUGAGGCAAUUAAGGGCUCCAGGGGAUUUACCAACCUGAAGCUGAAGUGCCGAUUCUGUGGUCGUGAGAAUUCGGCAGAUGUAGUGGAGGGGAGUGUAAAAUCCUACAAAGAGGAGGACUCGGAGAAACUGCGACCAAUUGUUCGCUUUGAAUGUCGCGGAAUGGAGCCGCAGCAAUUCUCGCUUCGUGAUGGCUGGCGGGCCGUUUCCAAUUCCGAUUGUGCCACUGUCUUCUCGGAUGUUGAUCUAACCGACGGAGAAUGGACGGACUAUGAUGAAGACGGUGAAUGCUGCGUAGAGAUACUUGAAGUGCAAACUGAAAUCAAGUCGCGGUUACGUCUACCCAGCCAGAUGAUGAAGUCGAAUGUCAUGGUUUAUGCCCAAAAGUUGGGUCUUCCUUCUGAUGUCUUUCACUACCUCUCAGAAAAAUUGGAAGUUAUAGCUGCCCUCGUCUGGCUGGCAGCCUUCCACGUUUUACGCACAAUUGACAUCGCUUCGUUUUCGACUCGCUUUGACCGAUGGGACUUGCCGGAUCUCUUACUCACGGAGUUCCACGCUCUGCGUGCGUCAAUGCCUUGA